AAACAAGUCACAGAAGAAAUAUGGCGGCCUGCAUGAGGCUGCCCUUGCAGCUUCCUAAAAUCUUACCACCAUUCAGAAAUCACAAGCUCAUCCACACUGAAGUUGCGGCCAAAGAACCCGCGUACCCGCCUAUAGUCGCCUCUCUUACGGCUAAAAGCAAAUCGGCCCGGCUGCGACAGAUCCAGGAGCAUGUUGAAAAGAUCCGCGCAUCUCCCGUUGACGAGAAGAUGUCCCUCCUCACCCGAGUCCCGCGGAUGAAAUUUGUCGUCUAUCCUCAGACCUUCGCUCGCAAUGCGGACAGGUGGUACAAGCACUUUACCAAGACCGCGUACAUCCCGGGCCUGCCCGAGCGGUUCACCCCGGCGGCUCGGCAGAGCACUCCGACUUCACCCGAAGGUCCCGCAGCGGUCCUGGGGAUCGACGAUGCUACGUUCACGGACAUCCGCGCUCUGGUCGCCCGAGUGAUUUUACACGAUCACCACAUGGUGAAGAAACGUAAGCCUUUCGCGUACAGACAUCAGGAGAUGCUGGUCGGGCCUUUUCUGAAGAACCUGGUGGCUGAACUCGCCUACUAUUUGUUUAAACACAACCCGCUGCUCCAACUCUCCAGCUUGGAUACCAGUCCACAGGUGAGCUUCUAUUGGAGGAGAGGUAAGAGAAUAAUCCCAAGGGGACACCGCAGUGGCAGGCCAGAACCACUCAGGUUCCAGAUUGACGACCACCCACUCAGCCAGAUUAGGAUAACUCAGCAGCUGCCACAGUUUACCCCAAUGGAGGCUUCAUACACAGCGGAAGUCACAGAGGUCCCAUAUGCUCCAAACCUGAUGCCUCUGUUCAGAAGACAGUACGCCAAUCAUAUCUUCACAGGUGCAAAGCUACCAGACCCAGCAUGCUACGGUCACACUCAGUUCCAUUUAGUCCCGGACCGGUACCACAGAGACCGCAUGGCCCGGCAGGGCCAGUCUGACCAGGUGGAGGUCUUCCUCAGAGCCAACGCAAUGGCCAGUCUCUUUGCUUGGACCGGAGCUCAGGCCAUGUACCAGGGUUUCUGGGACUUCGAGGACGUCACGAGGCCCUUCGUGUCGCAGGCCGUGAUGUCAGACGGCCGCUUCUUCUCCUUCUUCUGCUACCAGCUCAACACCGUGGCCCUGUCAGUGGAAAACGAUGCCAACAACCCCAGAAAGAACCUUUUGUGGGGCACCGAGAGCCUGCGACUGUACAAGGGCGUGCAGGACGGAGAGGUGGUGGGUCUGAACGAUGACGUCAUCAAGCUCCUGGUUCAGUUUCUCAUGAACCAACCGUAACGCUGAGCUGGAGACAAAUGUCCAAGAAGUUUGUUUUUAAAGGUCAGCGUUGGACAAGAGGACGUUUUGUCAGACUAUAAUGGAGGAUUAACUGUCCCUAAAAGUGUGGACUGAUUGUAAUCAAACCAAGACCUCUUGAGUCUACAUUCAUGUUCAGGUCAGCGCUCCUCAACACUCAUGUCUCAAUCAUUUUUGCAUAAUUCUCCCAUUCUGAUCCAUUAGAGCAGGCUUGUUAAAAGCAGCUUUUAAAGCUCAUUGUUGCUUUAAAAGGGCAGAUCUCCCAAGAGUUUAUGGUAAAUUUCAUAUUCCAGCUACAUUUGGGGGUUGACUCGUCCGUACAUAUUUAUCUGCUGUUUGUAUUUUUUUACAUUAACUAUAAUCAGAUGUUUUUUUUUCAGUAUCUGUCCCUGAAGAACAAUCUUUUGUUUUAAACAUAAGGCACAGGCUUGUGCCUGACAGAGCUGAGAGCAAACAAACAUUUCCCCCUAAAGUAGUUGUUCAAGACAAGAAU
Messenger RNA from Nematolebias whitei (Rio pearlfish), 1815 nucleotides. It is a transcript of the gene mrps30, whose product is annotated as mitochondrial ribosomal protein S30. The record is from RefSeq and is a predicted model, not a curated record. The transcript is spliced from 5 exons. Gene Ontology annotation, biological process: translation. Gene Ontology annotation, cellular component: mitochondrial large ribosomal subunit; mitochondrion; ribosome. Bases 21 to 1304 code for a protein of 427 amino acids. Gene Ontology annotation, molecular function: structural constituent of ribosome. NCBI's taxonomy places the organism in Eukaryota, Metazoa, Chordata, Actinopteri, Cyprinodontiformes, Rivulidae.